UUCCAAUUUUUCUUCUGCCCCCACCCCCAGAUUGUGGGGACAGUACAAUCAAAACCAACCCUAGUCCAGGAAACUCUCCCUUCUCUCUUCCAAAUCUUUCAACUACUCUUUUCAAUAUUGUUAUUACUGGUUUCUCUUUCUUGUCUCUCUUGUUUUUAGCAUUUUUUUUAAUAAAGAAGUUGGGUUUUUUUUAGAGUAAAAAUGGAGGUGAAUAGUUUCAGCUCUGAUUUAGCUGUUUUUGGGAAAAUAGUGAUGAACUCUGUUCUUGAAGCUGUUGUUGCUGAGACCCUUUUGAUUGCUCAAAGAUCUGUUGCUUCUCUGCCCUUAAUGGCAGGAUGUUUGCUGAAGGAUGGUGCUCCGUUGCCAGAGUUGGUAAGCCCUGCUCCAUUGUCAGAGUUCGAAAGCAUUGCUCCAUUGUCAGAGUUUGUAAGCAUUGAAAAAAGGUUUCCCUUUGAGGCACUUCUUAAUCAAAAGAACAAAGCUUGUCCUGAGAACAAAGAUGGCAGUGAUACGGAGGAUGAUGAUGAAGACGACGGUGGAGAUGCUGAGGAACAGGAUGACGACGAUGAUGCAAACGAUGAAGAUUUCUCCGGUGAAGAAGGGGAAGAUGAUGACGAUGAAGGAGAAGAUCCCGAGGAGGAUCCUGCUGCGAAUGGAAACGGAGGGAGUGAUGAUGACGAGGAUGAUGACGAUGAUGGUGAUGACAAUGAUGAUGACGAAGAAGAAGAGGAAGAAGACGAUGAGGAAGAGGAGGAUCAACCACCUGCUAAGAAGAGAAAGUGAAGUGUUUGUUAGAUGUUUAUAUUCUGCUUCUCUAUCAAUGGUUGAGAUUAUGUAGUGGAAAGAGGAGGGAGAUUUAGCUUUUCUGUCUCUUGACAGUGUAGGAAAUUAACCAUCCUGGUUCAGAACAAAAAGAGCUGCUUUUAUCAUGUGGAUUGUUACUUAUGCUUCCCCUUUUAUCAGCCGGUUAUGUCGAUCGAUUAUUCUAAA
This is a messenger RNA of Lycium barbarum (goji berry), 990 nucleotides long. RefSeq names its product phosphopantothenoylcysteine decarboxylase subunit VHS3-like. NCBI's taxonomy places the organism in Eukaryota, Viridiplantae, Streptophyta, Magnoliopsida, Solanales, Solanaceae. Bases 202 to 783 code for a protein of 193 amino acids. The transcript is spliced from 3 exons. The record is from RefSeq and is a predicted model, not a curated record.